Molecule: messenger RNA, 2013 nt
Organism: Vanessa tameamea
Lineage: Eukaryota; Metazoa; Arthropoda; Insecta; Lepidoptera; Nymphalidae
Product: organic cation transporter protein-like
Exons: 11
Coding region: 211-1842 (543 amino acids)
Biological process (GO): transmembrane transport
Cellular component (GO): membrane
Molecular function (GO): transmembrane transporter activity
Source: RefSeq, a predicted model, not a curated record
CUGUGGAUGAGCGCCGUCUCGACGUGCAGACGUGAGUGCACUCCGCUGCAUCCACUGUUAUCGGGCUACCGGCCGCGGUUCGGCGUCGCACGCUUCGGGAAAUUUGUGACAUCGUUUCGAAUAUUUAUAAAAAAAUUGAAUAAUGGUUCCAACUUUAAGAACGAGACACUGAAGUCUAUACUUUUUUAAAUCCGUGAAGAAAAUAAUAAAAUGUCUGCCCAAUCGAAUAUUGCGGACGAGCACGACGGCCAAUUCAACCUGGACGGAAUCCUAAGCGAGUUGGGCAGCUUCGGCAAAUACCAGCUGUUCCUGUUGCUGCUGCUCGCCUUCCGAGACUCAUUUCUUAACAUGUGUAACUUCAAUUACGUCUUCACUGCAGCUGAGGUUCCUUUCAGAUGUCGUAUACCAGAAUGCGAGACAUCGGUCCUGGGUUUGAACUCGUCGUGGGCAAUCGCGACAUCUAACGCGACGUGUCGUCGACCUGUCCUCGCCGCGCCACUGAACUUCAACACCUGCGACCCGAGGAUGUUUGAGAGCAAUCACACGGCCGAGUGCGAUGACGUGGUUUAUGAGGAUUACAAUAGUAUUGUUGCUGAGUUUGACUUGGGCUGUCAACCGUGGAAGAGAACUCUCAUUGGAACCGUCCACAAUCUAGGACUAGUUUUUUCCUUCGUCGUCUCUGGAUUUAUAUCAGACAGAUACGGCAGGAAAGUGAUAAUAGUUGGUACGCCACUUAUGGUCGGCAUUGCGGGUCUCCUCAAGUCUUUUGCCUUUGAUUACUGGACCCUGCUCGUGUUAGAGUUCUUAGAAACCGCGCUGGGAUAUGGCAACGCUUCGAUGGUUUUAUCCCUAGAGUCAGUAAGUCAAAAAAGCAGGGUAGCGUUUUCUUGCAUAUCUGACAUUUUAUCGAGUCUGGGUGGAGCGUUCUUUGGACUCAUCGCGUGGAAAAUUCCUUACUGGAGACAUAUGAUGCGCGCCAUUUAUGCGCCACUUUUAAUUGUGGUGUUCUACAUAUUUCUCGUCGACGAAGGAGUUAGAUGGCUUUUAGCUCAUAACAGAAAGGAUGAAGCAGUCCGCGUACUCAAUAAAGUAGCGAAAAUUAAUAAUAUCACACUUUCCAAUAAAGCUAAGGAAAUGCUAACAAAGAUAACGGAAGAGAGAAAUAAAGCAGACGAGGUUGGUCAGUCAGCUCCAGUAGAAAGGCCCAAAAUGUCAUCAGUCCUCCGAUCAAAAACUAUACUCGUCCGAAUGGCAAUCAUAGCAGCUUGCUUGUUUUGGUGUAUGUUCGUAUAUAGUGGUGCCAUGAUCAACUCCACCAGCAUUUCAGGCAGCAAAUACCUCAACUUUUCUGCCAUGAUGCUAGUGUCAGUACCACCGAGAAUUAUUACAGCUUUGACAUUAACAAAAUUUGGUAGAAAAACGCCUAUUUGUGUUGCGUAUUGUUUGUGUUCACUGUUCUUUAUGGCGUCCGCUUUUGUACCUAAAUCUAUCUGGUGGGCUUCUGUAAUUUUCUACAUGGCGGGUAAGAUGUGCAGCAGUUAUGGCAUCUUCUCAGUACAAGUGGUGGCGAUGGAGUUAUUUCCAACUACGUCCCGUAACUCUCUGACCAAUAUCGCCACCACCGUCGGCCGGCUCGGCUCUGUGCUAGCUCCACAGACACCUUUGCUAGACCAGUUUAUGCCCGGUCUGCCCAGCGUAGUGUUUUCUUUGGCAGCGCUGGGUCCGGCGCUGCUGGCUCUUCUUCUCCCGGACACGAGUCGCAUGGCGCUACCUGACAGGAUCUGUGAUGCUGAGCGCAUUGACGCCACGAAUGACUCCAAUACUAAUAUUAGCAAUGCAUGAAAGCGACUUAACCUACGUGUAGUGAGUUUCAAUCCGCCUAUAUUAAGAGAAAGACUGUGAGUUAUUGACUACAAAGAUCUGUAUAUAGUACAAUGUUAUUUUGCUUAACCAUAAUAACAAUAAGUAUUUAUUUAAUCUAAUGAUUUUAUUUAUUAAAAUAGUGUUAUCGUU